AUGCGCACUUCGGAGCCGUUGUCCAUUGUCUACCAAGAGCCACCUCACGUUCCAGACUAUAUUGGUGUACCGGAGCCACUGGUCCAGAAGCUGAUCAAGCUGUACUUCUCUCAUGUCUACAAUUCUCACUUGCUCCUUCAUGAGCCAUCAUUCAUGCAUGAGCGGUCGCUGGGCCUGAUCAAAACCCAUGUCGUACUUAGCGUCUGUGCGUGGGGCGCAAUAUUUUACCGAGAUCAUGAUGGCCAAGCUACCCUCAUCGACCAUGGCUUCGCGCGCGAGUGGGCUACCAGAGCAGGGCAACUGGUACUCAGCGAGAUCGAAUCGCCACACGAAGACAACGUCGUGACAUGCGCGCAUCUGCACCUGUUCUGGUACACUCGAGGCUCGUGGAGGAGAUCGUAUAUUUACAAAGGGAAUGCAAUACAAACCGCACACAUCCUUAAUCUCGCGGGCACUAGGCGGUCCAAGUCUUCUGAUCUAGCAGCCGAGAUCUCUCGCCGUCGCUUCUGGGCAUGCUACUUAAUCAACUGCCACAGUUCAGAGUCCAUCUUUGCUAUCAAUUCAUUGAAGAAGGUAAGCAGUCUAGCACUGCCGUGGCACGAUGCAGAUUUUGAGAAAGGAGUAUCGUCGACCGCGCCCGAUACUCUGGAGUCAGACUCACCAAGUGGUUCAAUGUAUGCCGAAGUCAUUCGUGCUAUGACACAGUGGUCUUCAGUAAAUGCCUUGAUCAACGUCAAGGACAGUCCGAUGGACGAGAGAAUCAACAGCAUGCAUCAACUUGACGCCAAGGUGAGAGACUGGUGGGCACGCGUGCCAGCCAGCCUUUGCCUUGAUGCCGACACCCUGGCGUGCACACAAAGUGUCCCUAUUCCGAAGCUUCUACUGAUUAACGUCGCAUACCACCAGUGCUUGUGUGCACUCCAUUCCUCAGUGGUCCCGCUAUUCUCAUGGGGACCAAGUACGUCAGCGCCAGCCUUCACGCGACAGAUAUCUGCACAAAUUGCCUACGACAGUUCCUGCGCAAUAACACAACUGCUAGACUUGGCUUCCGUGCGUGGAGAGGACGUAUCGAAUUACCCCAGCUUCAUUGGAUUUGCCGCCUACUGCAGCUUCGCCGUGCAGGCUCCGUUCAAAUGGUGCCUAGAUCCCGCUGUACGCGAAAGAGCAGACCGGAUAGGUACUGCGAACAUGAACGUUAUCACCAAGAUGGCUAAAUACUGGCGUUCAAUAGCCUUGCUUGAGAUAUAUGCUACAUACAUCACGCAAAUGCACAUGCAGAACCAACCGGGACUAGAAGGUGAACCCAAGGUCACAAGCCCUGCAAAGUUGAAAGGGUUCUCUAUCGAAGCUUCUCUUGCACGACGCACCAUUCUCACCAUGAAUAGCAUUCUGUGGAAGGACGAUGGUGCUUAUGCCAUCGAAGGCGAGGAAGUGACGGUCAUCAGCCCAGAGGGUCUCACUCAAGGCACAGAUCUGCAGCACGGAUCAAACAGUACUGAGGGUACGACGCUUGUGACGACCAAUAUCGAGCCCCACGAGACUUACCAUAUGCCUCUUAUCGACACCACGGGCGGUGUCUUCAGCAGCGACGGACUGGGAGACUUCUUCCAACCAAUCUUGAACGCUUCGUCUAUGUUCCACGCAUUCGCUGAUGACUUCAAUUUCGACAUGCUCAGCAACAAUCUAUACACUGAAUCCGGUGCUGCUCAUUGA
Molecule: messenger RNA, 1713 nt
Organism: Cyphellophora attinorum
Lineage: Eukaryota; Fungi; Ascomycota; Eurotiomycetes; Chaetothyriales; Cyphellophoraceae
Exons: 6
Coding region: 1-1713 (570 amino acids)
Biological process (GO): DNA-templated transcription
Cellular component (GO): nucleus
Molecular function (GO): zinc ion binding; DNA binding
Source: RefSeq, a predicted model, not a curated record